UUAGAACAGAGAGCCAUGCAUAUAUUAUCUAAUACAAUUUUCUCAUUUUAUAAAUUAUGUAAAUGAGGAAACUGAGACCCAGCAAGGUUAUAGGACCCACAACCUAAUCUGUGUUAGAGGGAUGAGAGUGAGGCUUAUGCUGGGAGUUGCGAUGGUCUGUAAAUGUGAGGAUAAGGAACACGCCAUUCACCGUUGUGUUCCACCUCCUAGUCCAGUGCCUGGUGCAAAGUAGGGGCUUCAUAAACAUUGGUCACAGGCCUGAUGGAGGGACUGAUUUGAGUGAAUGUGUCCACGGAUGAUGCAUCUGUACUUUAUGUUCCCUGCUAGUCAGAUGGACUCAUACAUGCUCCAUUUCAGGUUUAUCUCAUCUGGGAUAUUAUAUUAGAGGGUUCUCUUUAUGUGCCAUGACCGAGUAGCGUUUUCUUCCACUGAAGUAUUGCUUCCUCUUUGUUGAUGUCACAGGACAAACAUCAGAACACUUACAGGAUGUGUGUAGCAUGGCAUGACAGAGAACUUUGGUUUCCUUUAAUGUGACUAUAGACCUGGCAGUGUUAUUAUAAGAAUCGUUGGCAGUCAGACACCCGGGUGUGCUGAGCUAGCACUCAGCGGGGGCGGCCACCGCUCAUGUGAUUGUGCAGAAGACAGCUGGAAGAAGUACCCAGUCCAUUUGGAGAGUUAAAACUGUGCCUAACAGAGGUGUCCUCUGACUUUUCUUCUGCAAGCUCCAUGUUUUCACAUCUUCCCUUUGACUGUGUCCUGCUGCUGCGGCUGCUGCUACUUACAAGGUCCUCAGAAGUGGAAUACAUAGCAGAGGUGGGUCAGAAUGCCUAUCUGCCCUGCUUCUACACUCCAGCCCCGCCAGGGAACCUCGUGCCCAUAUGCUGGGGCAAAGGAGCCUGUCCUGUGUUUGACUGUGGCAAUGUGGUGCUCAGGACUGACAACAGGGAUGUGAAUGAUCGGACAUCCAGCAGAUACUGGCUAAAGGGGGAUUUCCACAAAGGAGAUGUGUCCCUGACCAUAGAGAAUGUGACUCUAGCAGACAGUGGGGUCUACUGCUGCCGGAUCCAAAUCCCAGGCAUAAUGAAUGAUGAAAAACAUAACCUGAAGUUGGUUGUCAUCAAACCAGCCAAGGUCACCCCUGCACCAACUCUGCAGAGAGACUUGACUUCAGCCUUUCCAAGGAUGCUUACCACCGGGGAACAUGGCCCAGCAGAGACACAGACACUGGGGAGCCUCCCUGAUGUAAAUCUGACACAAAUAUUCACAUUGACCAAUGAGUUACGGGACUCUGGAGCAACCAUCAGAACAGCCAUCUACAUCGCAGCAGGGAUCUCUGCUGGGCUGGCUCUGGCUCUUAUCUUUGGCGCUUUAAUUUUCAAAUGGUAUUCUCAUAGCAAAGAGAAGACACAGAAUUUAAGCCUCAUCUCUUUGGCCAACAUCCCUCCCUCAGGAUUGGCAAAUGCAGUAGCAGAGGGAAUUCGCUCAGAAGAAAACAUCUAUACCAUUGAGGAGGGCGUAUAUGAAGUGGAGGAGCCCAAUGAGUAUUACUGCUAUGUCAGCAGUGGGCAGCAACCCUCACAACCUUCGGGUUGUCGCUUUGCAGUGCCAUAGAUCCAACCACCUUAUUUUUGAGCUUUGUAUUGUCUUUUUCAGAAACUGUGGGCUGUGUCAGCUGACUGGUUUUGGAGGUUCUGUCCCCUGCCAUGGAGCAGAGUUUUCCCAUUUUCGGAAGAUAAUGAGUCACAUGGGAAUUGAACUGGGACCUGCCCUGAACUUAAACAGGCAUGUCAUUGCCUCUGUAUUUAAACCAACAGAGUUACCCAACCCAGAGACUGUUAAUCAUGGAUGUUAGAGCUCAAACGGGCUUUUAUAUACACUAGAAAUUCUUGACGUGGGGUCUCUGGAGCUCCGGGAAAUUAGGGCACAUCUUAUGUCCAUGAAACUUCAGAUAAACUAGGGAAAACUAGGUGCUGGGGUGAAUGCAUAACUUUUUUGGCACAGAAAGUCUAAAGGGGCCACUGAUUUUCAAAGAGAUCUGUGAUCCAUUUUUUUGUUGUUGUUUUUUGAGACGGAGUCUCACUGUGUUGCCCAGGCUGGAGUGCAAUGGCACAAUCUUGGCUCACUGCGACCUCCGCCUCCUGGGUUCAAGUGAUUCUGCUGCCUCAGCUUCCCCAGUAGCUGGGAUUACAGGCAUGCACUAACACACCCAACUAAUUUUUUGUAUUUUUAGUAGAGACAGGGUUUCACCAUGUUGGACAGGCUGGUCUCGAACUUCUGACCUCGUGAUUCACCCGCCUCAGCCUCCCAAAGCACUGGGAUUACAGGCGUGAGCCACUGCAUCUGGCCAG
This is a messenger RNA of Mandrillus leucophaeus (drill), 2348 nucleotides long. RefSeq names its product hepatitis A virus cellular receptor 2 (gene HAVCR2). The record is from RefSeq and is a predicted model, not a curated record. The transcript has 7 exons. NCBI's taxonomy places the organism in Eukaryota, Metazoa, Chordata, Mammalia, Primates, Cercopithecidae. Bases 727 to 1611 code for a protein of 294 amino acids.